This is a messenger RNA of Oreochromis aureus, 1941 nucleotides long. Its product is annotated as nuclear factor 7, ovary-like. The transcript has 2 exons. The coding region runs from base 244 to 1635 and encodes 463 amino acids. NCBI's taxonomy places the organism in Eukaryota, Metazoa, Chordata, Actinopteri, Cichliformes, Cichlidae. Gene Ontology annotation, molecular function: protein binding; zinc ion binding. The record is from RefSeq and is a predicted model, not a curated record.
UUAGUUAAAAGUCAAACAGCAACAUUUGUCUCCUCCCCUCACGUCACUCAAAUGUGGCAAACCAGGAAACAGGAAGUUCUUCGUCCUCAGUAAAGAGAGACGGACAGACGAUCAGACUGAGUUCAGACCAAACUAGCAGCUUCCUCUGAGUGAGUCCAGCUACAGGAGAGAAAAGUGGAAACUCCAACACUGCUGCUUCAAGCUGCUGACGCUCCACACACUGAAUCUUCACUCACAGACUCAAUGGCUUCCAGAUCAGAGGAGGAUCUCUGCUGUCCGGUCUGUCAGGAGGUCUUCAGAGAUCCUGUUAUUCUGUCAUGUAGCCACAGCUUCUGUAAAGACUGUCUGAAGAGAUGGUGGAGAGAGAGACCAACACACGAGUGUCCAGUUUGUAAGAGAAGAUCUUCAAAGAAUGAACCACCUUUAAACCGAGCUUUGAAGAACCUGUGUGAGUCGUUCUUACAGGAGAGAGAUCAGAGAGCUUCAGAGGCUCUCUGCAGUCUGCACUCUGAGAAACUCAAACUCUUCUGUCUGGACCAUCAGCAGCCAGUGUGUGUCGUCUGCAGAGACUCAGAAAAACACACCAAUCACAGAUUCAGACCCAUCGAUGAAGCUGCACAACAACACAAGAAGGAACUUCAGGAAACUCUGGAGCCCUUAAAGAAGAAGUUAAAGGUUUGUGAAGAAGUUCAAGUGAAGUUUGAUCAAACAGCAGAACACAUUAAGGUCCAGGCCCGACACACAGAGAGGCAGAUUAAGGAGCAGUUUAAGAAGCUUCACCAGUUUCUAGCAGAGGAAGAGGAGGCCAGGCUGGCUGCACUGAGGGAGGAAGAGGAGCAGAAGAGUGGGAUGAUGAAGGAGAAGAUGGAGGCUCUGAGCAGAGAGAUAGCAGCUCUUUCAGACACAGUCAGAGCCACAGAGGAGGAGCUGAGAGCUGAAGACGUCUCAUUCCUGCACAACUACAAGGCUGCAGUGGAAAGAGUCCAGCGCUGCCCCCUGCUGGAUGAUCCACAGCUGCCCUCAGGAGCUCUGAUAGACCAGGCCAAACACCUGGGCAACCUGACCUACAACAUCUGGAACAACAUGAAGGACAUGGUCUCCUACACUGCUCUCAUUCUGGACCCAAACACUGCAAGUCCAAACCUCAUCCUGUCUGAAGAUCUGACCAGUGUGAGACGAGGAGGAGAGAGGCAGCAGCUUCCUGAUAAUCCAGAGAGGUUUGACAGUUACAUCUCUGUCCUGGGCUCUGAGGGCUUUAACUCAGGGACUCACAGCUGGGAUGUUGAAGUUGGAGACAGUACAUGGUGGUUCCUGGGUGUGUUAGCAGGGUCUGUGCAGAGGAAGGGAGACAAACUGUCUGGAUUAUGGAGAAUAUGGUUUGAUGGAAGUAAAUACUCAGCACGUUCACCAUCAGCUCCAUUCACUGCUCUCUCAGUAAAGAAGAAGUUCCAGAGGAUCAGAGUGAAUCUGGACUGGAACAGAGGAAAGCUGUCGUUCUCUGAUCCUGAUACUAACACACACAUACACACCUUCACACACACUUUCACUCACAGGAUGUUUCCAUAUAUUAACACUGUUGGUAAAGUGAAGGUGUGUCCGUUGAAGGUGUCAGUGUCAGUGAAGCAAAUGAGUUGAGGAUGAUGAUGUUUCUAAUGUUGUUUCCUGUCAGUGAAUUGAAGCUGUUAAACUGCAGCUGUCCUCCUGCUGCCUCGUUGUUCCAAAGCUCUUUGUUUCUCUUUUAGUUCUCACUGUUUCUUUCUGUUUCUGCUGUCCACCUUUUCACAUGGAAAAUCAUUUCACUGUUUCUCACUGAAUGACUCCCCAAACUAGAUUUGAAAUUCUAUCAAGUUUCUAAUCAUUACAAGUGAUUCAUGUUUCUAUUUGAUGUGUGUAAAUGGAGAUGAUUUAGUUUGCUGGGAUAUUCAGAACAGAAAGAUACAG